AAUAUAAUACAAUAAAAACUAAAAGUACUAAACACAUCAGAAUUAACCCACUAUUUUCUCUCGCCCACCAUUGACUCUUACUUUACAUUCCUCCCCUACCAAACACCUCAUUUUCUCACACAAACACUUUCUCUCUCAAAAAACUCAGAGAUCUUUCUCUCUCUUCGCCGGAACAAAGCCGACGAUCGAGAUGACUCUAUCACACAUAGCUACCUCACCAUCUCGAUCUAAUCUCAUAAGGCCGCUCACAGCCGCCUUCUCAUGCACUCUUCCUCUCCGCCGUCCGAUCUCAUCGGCGGCGAACGGCGACUCCACCACCCUCACGAUCGAGACUUCGGUCCCUUUCACAGCGCACAAUAUCGAAGAGCCCUCGCGCUCCGUUGAAACCACGCCCAAGGAGCUUCUCACCUUCUUCCGCGACAUGGCUCUGAUGCGCCGAAUGGAGAUCGCUGCAGACUCGCUUUAUAAGGCCAAGUUGAUCCGAGGGUUUUGCCAUCUCUACGACGGACAGGAGGCUGUCGCCGUCGGCAUGGAGGCCGCAAUCACCAAAAAGGACGCCAUUAUCACUGCUUACCGUGACCACUGUAUCUUCCUCGGCCGUGGUGGGACACUCUUGGAGGUGUUUGCUGAGCUUAUGGGUCGCCAGGCCGGUUGCUCAAGAGGAAAAGGAGGUUCGAUGCAUUUUUACAAAAAAGAGUUUGGCUUUUAUGGCGGUCACGGCAUUGUUGGGGCUCAGGUCCCGCUUGGAUGUGGGUUGGCUUUCGCCCAGAAGUAUUCCAAGGACGAAGCUGUGUCCUUUGCUAUGUACGGUGAUGGUGCGGCCAAUCAGGGGCAGCUCUUCGAGGCCCUUAACAUCUCUGCGCUUUGGGAUCUGCCGGCCAUUUUGGUUUGCGAGAACAACCAUUAUGGAAUGGGCACUGCCGAGUGGAGAGCAGCUAAGAGCCCGGCGUAUUACAAGCGUGGGGACUAUGUUCCUGGCUUGAAGGUUGAUGGCAUGGAUGCCCUUGCGGUGAAACAGGCAUGCAAAUUCGCGAAAGAGCACGCUUUGAAGAACGGACCAAUUAUUCUCGAAAUGGAUACUUAUAGGUACCAUGGUCAUUCCAUGUCUGAUCCUGGAAGUACCUAUCGCACACGUGACGAGAUCUCUGGUGUGAGACAGGAGCGUGAUCCAAUUGAGAGGAUAAGAAAGUUGAUAUUAUCUCAUGAUAUUGCUACUGAGAAGGAUCUCAAGGAUACUGAGAAGGAAGUAAGAAAAGAAGUUGACGAAGCCAUUGCAAAGGCAAAGGAGAGUCCAAUGCCAGAUACGCAUGAACUCUUCACAAAUAUUUAUGUGAAAGAUGCUGGACUUGAGGUUUUUGGUCCCGAUAGGAAAGAAAUUAGAUCUGUGCUCCCGUGAACGGAAAUGAAGGGGAAAUUACCCUAAACUGACCAUUCUUGCCUCCUCGCUGCUUUCUCCUAAAUUGGACUACACUUGUCCGCUUGCCGGAAAAGAGAAAAAAAAUAAUAAUAAUAAAGCAAUAAGUUGUUUUUGAGUAAAAAUGGUUUUUUCAUCUGGUUAAGGUUAAGUAUCCUUUUUGUAUAGGGAAUUCUUCUCAAGAAAUGGGACGGGAGUUUAAUUCGUGCCACCCGUCGGUGUUUUUUUUUUUUUUUUUUUCUCACUUUUGUUGGUAAGCCCACAACUUUUGCUGAUUGAGGAUGUAAGGCUUUUGAUCCUGACAUACCUGGCAUGCUUUCUAUAAGAUUUUUUCUGUUCAAUUUACUAACUUCCGGUUUA
Molecule: messenger RNA, 1774 nt
Organism: Cannabis sativa
Lineage: Eukaryota; Viridiplantae; Streptophyta; Magnoliopsida; Rosales; Cannabaceae
Product: pyruvate dehydrogenase E1 component subunit alpha-1, mitochondrial
Exons: 8
Coding region: 191-1396 (401 amino acids)
Biological process (GO): pyruvate decarboxylation to acetyl-CoA
Cellular component (GO): intracellular membrane-bounded organelle
Molecular function (GO): pyruvate dehydrogenase (acetyl-transferring) activity
Source: RefSeq, a predicted model, not a curated record